AGAAGUGUGAUGGUCACUCAGCUGCAGUCUGCAGCUGCAGCAAACGCAAGCAGCAGAUUGGUCGUUGUUUUCCUACUGCUGUUGCUUUGUCAGUGUCUCCACGCUCAAUGUCCCUCUGAAUGUGACUGCCUGGAUACUUCCGUGUUCUGCUCUUCCAAACAACUGACGGAGAUUCCAUUGGGCAUCUCGGAAUCGACAACGUACUUAGAUUUGAGCUCUAAUCAGAUUGCCAGUAUUCAAGAUGGUUUGUUCAGUGAGAGGAAACUGGGAGAAUUGAGAAAACUGUAUCUGAAUAGCAAUCAGCUGACAAGUAUUGAGUUUGGAACAUUUACUGGACUCCCGCAUUUGACAGAAUUGUAUUUGCACAAUAACCAGAUUUCGGAGAUCGAAGAUAGAGCAUUUGCUGCACUUCCUCAACUUCAAGUUUUGCAACUCAAUGGCAACAGGCUUGAAAAAUUUGGACGUUACAUUCUCGCUGGACUGUCACUGCUACAGAGACUUCAUAUUUGUUGCAUGUCAACUUUGACCAGUGUGGAAGAUGGAGCCUUGGCACACGUUGAAUACCUUCAGCAACUAGACUUGCAAAGUAACAGCUUACAGACACUACCAUUGGAUCUGCGCCUCUCGCUUUCACGAUUGACUAGUUUGCAGCUUUCACAUAAUAGAAUCAGCUCGUUGACUGCAGGCGCAUUUGGAGGCUUGUCAUCAUUAUCAACGUUAUCUUUGUCUCAUCUUGACUUGUCCUCUCUACCUUUGAAUAGUUUCACUGGAUUAGCAACUCUGACAACGAUGACAAUAUCUAGUAUGAGUUCUCUGACAUCUUUACCAGCUGGUGUAUUCUCAGGUUUAUCAUCUCUACGUACAUUGAAAUUGGAAGCUCUUGGUUUAACGUCGUUGGCAGCAAACACUUUCUCUGGGCUUUCAAAGCUACAAACGUUAGAUAUUCAUGGUAAUUCUAAUUUGGAAAGUAUUCAAUUGAACACGUUCAAGGGUUUGACAAGCUUAGAAGCAUUAUAUCUAUACUCCAACAGUCUGACUGUAGUUCUUGGUGACACAUUUAAAGACAUGUCUAGUCUGACAUCAUUAGAUUUGAGGUACAAUAGCAUUGCCACUGUGUAUAAAGGUUCAUUCAAUGAUUUGGCAAACUUGCGGUCGUUAGAUUUGUAUUCCAACAGACUGUCUGAUAUUCCUUCAUUGACAUUUCACGAUUUAGAAAAAGUGACUUCUUUGAAUCUGCGCAACAAUCCAGUAGAUACUAUUCACAGCAGUUCCUUCAGUGGUCUGUCAAGUCUUACAUCUUUAGAUUUACAGAGGUUACGUUUAACUGAAAUUCCAGUGGAUGCUUUCCAGGGUAUGUCAAGUAUCAACUCAAUCAAUUUGCAAUACAAUGAAAUAUCUAUGAUAUACAAUGGCUCAUUUAAUGGUCUUUCAAGCCUUCAACAUUUUUACUUGGGCCACAACUCGCUGAAUCGUUUUCCAGAUCUUCAGGCAGUUGCUGCAUCACUUCAGCUAUUGCAUUUGCAACACAAUUCUAUAUCAGACAUCAGCAAUACAUCAUUUGAUAUGUUUACCUCAUUGAGAAUUUUAGACCUCAGUGGCAACAGGUGUGGUUUGUUGUCAAAGGACAAUUUUGCAUCUCUUGAGUCACUGCGCGAGCUGUAUCUGUCUCAGAAUGACCUUCAAAGUCUACCAUCAUCCCUAAGCAAUUUAACACUCUUGGAGCGAUUUGAUUUGUACAACAACAGGCUUACUACCCUGGAGAAUGACACAUUCUCAGGAUUCUCUUCAUUACAUUAUCUGAAUUUGUACAACAAUUUAUUGAGUACUCUACCUAAAGGUGUUUUUGCCAGUCUCUCAUCGUUAUAUACUUUACAUUUGAGAAACAACCGGCUGACUGAACUAGAUGAAAGUGUCUUUGCCGAUCUUUUGGCAGUACGAGACUUGUGA
Molecule: messenger RNA, 1947 nt
Organism: Corticium candelabrum
Lineage: Eukaryota; Metazoa; Porifera; Homoscleromorpha; Homosclerophorida; Plakinidae
Product: slit homolog 1 protein-like
Exons: 25
Coding region: 10-1947 (645 amino acids)
Cellular component (GO): extracellular matrix
Molecular function (GO): protein binding
Source: RefSeq, a predicted model, not a curated record